GUGGUGGCGAGCCGCCCAAAAAAGCACCGCCCGAGUCCCUCCCGCGCCCCUGACCAAGAACGACCCAGCCAUGAGGCUCUUAUACUCCUCGUCCCCCUUCUCUGGGAUAUCCCCCCUCUGCAUUUGGCCUUGGUCUUGGACAGCCGCCGCCGCGCCCGCGCCCAAGAAGAUGGUGGCCAUCACGAGAAGGGAAGAAGAGGUUACCGCGAAAAGCGAGGAGGAUAAGUCCGACCUCGGGAGGCCGCCGCCGUUCAGGAUCGGCGAUGUCCGUGCGGCCAUACCCAGCCAUUGCUGGGUAAAGGACCCCUGGCGGUCCAUGAGCUACGUCCUUCGCGACGUCGUCGUCAUCGCCGCGCUCGCCGUCGCGGCCGGCUAUCUCGACAGUUGGAUCGUCUGGCUCAUCUAUUGGCUGGCCCAGGGCACCAUGUUCUGGGCCGUCUUCGUUCUCGGACAUGACUGUGGCCAUGGGAGCUUCUCCGACAAUGUGUGGCUGAACAAUGCGGUGGGUCACUUGCUUCACUCCAGCAUUCUGGUGCCAUACCAUGGAUGGAGGAUUAGCCAUAGGACUCAUCACCAGAACCAUGGGAAUGUGGAAAAGGAUGAAUCUUGGCUCCCGCUAACUGAGAAGACGUACAAGCAAAUGAAUCCAACCGGCCGAAAGAUGAGGUUUACAUUACCUUAUCACUUGUUUGCAUUCCCUGUCUAUCUGUUGUGGAGAAGUCCUGGAAAAGAAGGUUCCCACUUCCUCCCGAGCAGCAGCUUGUUUCAUCCAAAUGAAGAACACGAUGUUAUCGUAUCAACCGUGUGCUGGUCAUCCAUGAUGGCCUUGCUUCUUUGUCUAUCCUGGGUGUAUGGUCCUGUUCCAGUGCUCAAACUCUACGGUGUACCCUACGCGAUUUUCAUAAUGUGGCUAGAUUUGGUCACGUACUUGCAUCACCAUGGUCACAGCGAAAAGCUCCCCUGGUACCGCGGAAAGGAAUGGAGCUAUCUGCGGGGAGGACUGACCACCCUCGACAGGGACUAUGGGUGGAUAAACAGCAUCCACCACGACAUCGGAACUCACGUCGUUCACCAUCUCUUUCCUCAAAUACCACACUACAAUUUGGUAGAGGCGACGCAGGCAGCUAAACCUGUGCUGGGGAAGUAUUACCGAGAACCGGAGAAAUCUGGGCCUCUUCCGCUCCACCUCUUCGGCAUUCUACUCAGAAGCCUCAGAGUCGAUCACUUCGUGAGCGACGAAGGAGACGUCGUCUACUACCAGUCCGACCCUCAGUUGUAUGGCGAUUGGCAGCACAAAUCCAAGUGAAGUCUCCCGUGUCAUUUAUAGGAUUACUAGAUGCCAGAAUUGUUCGUCUUUUAGAUGCUUUACGCAAGUGAUGGAUGUCUGCCUUCCCAUC
Musa acuminata subsp. malaccensis (wild Malaysian banana) is the source of this 1397-nucleotide messenger RNA. Its product is annotated as fatty acid desaturase DES3-like. The record is from RefSeq and is a predicted model, not a curated record. NCBI's taxonomy places the organism in Eukaryota, Viridiplantae, Streptophyta, Magnoliopsida, Zingiberales, Musaceae. Gene Ontology annotation, molecular function: oxidoreductase activity, acting on paired donors, with oxidation of a pair of donors resulting in the reduction of molecular oxygen to two molecules of water. Gene Ontology annotation, biological process: lipid metabolic process.